This is a messenger RNA of Hansenula anomala, 300 nucleotides long. RefSeq lists its product as uncharacterized. Bases 1 to 300 code for a protein of 99 amino acids. The record is from RefSeq and is a predicted model, not a curated record. The transcript has 2 exons. Lineage: Eukaryota; Fungi; Ascomycota; Saccharomycetes; Phaffomycetales; Wickerhamomycetaceae.
AUGAGAUCAAUUACAAAGACUCCAAUGGCAAGACAGUUCACACUUCUAAGUCAAAGAAGACUAAUAUCCACAGCUAGGGUCAACAGAAACACUACCCCAAAGCAACCAGAAGAGAAGAAACCACAACCUAUUUCACCACACGCUGCUUUUUACAAAGAUUUUGGCACGCCAUUAGUGAAGGUCCUUGGGGUAACGUUUGUGACGUAUUACGGUCUUCAGUACCUAUGGGAAUAUCUUGACUCGCAAGAACCUGAGGAACAUCCAAAUAUUCAACCAAUUAAUGUGAAAAAUGAUGAUUAA